GUUUGAGCAAUUAAAGGCGAGCGCACCACUGGAUCAUGGCUCAGCCAUUGUGUAACUGAGUAAGAUCUGACAGAUUAGAGUAGCUGCGCGCGCUGAUGCAGCAUCAAGACGCCGUACGCUGCUGAGCAAACGUAGAGUCAGACAGGAAGAGAGUGGACGAGUUGCGGGGCUGCUUGCUGGAGGAGCCCACGUGUCUGGUAUCUCUUAGCUGUGAGCUUCGCCGCUGUUCAUGGAGGACCGGAGUGCAUGAAGAGCAUCAUUCUGCUGCAAAUCCCACACAACUGACACUACUAUCCCAAAUCCAGGACCAUGUCUGAAAUCUAUGAUGAUUCUAGUUUGGAAGAGACCACCGACAGCUUCUGGGAGGUUGGUAACUACAAACGAACGGUGAAGCGGAUUGAUGAUGGCAAUCGACUCUGCAAUGACCUGAUGAAUUGCAUUCAGGAGCGUGCCAAAAUCGAGAAAGCGUACGCUCAGCAGCUGACUGAAUGGUCCAAAAGAUGGAGGCAGAUGGUAGACAGAGGGCCUCAGUAUGGCACGGUGGAGCGAGCCUGGAUGGCCCUGAUGACGGAGGCUGACAAGGUGAGUGACCUUCACCAGGACGUGAAGAACAGCCUGAUAAACUUGGACUUUGAGAAGGUGAAGAACUGGCAAAAAGACUCCUACCACAAGCAGAUGAUGGGAGGAUUCAAGGAGACCAAGGAGGCAGAAGAAGGGUUCAAGAAGGCCCAAAAGCCAUGGGCCAAAAAGUUAAAGGAGCUCGAGGCUGCUAAAAAAUCUUAUCACAUGACCUGUAAAGAGGAGAGGCUCGCCGUCACUAGAGAGGCGAACAGCAGGGCAGAGGCCUCGGUACCCGCGGAACAGCAAAAGAAGCUCCAGGAGAAACUAGACAAGUGCAAACAGGACUCCCAAAAGGCAAGGGAGAAGUACGAGAAGGCUCUGGAAGAGCUGAGUAACAGCACCCCACAGUACACAGAAAGCAUGGAGCAAGUGUUCGAACAGUGCCAGCAGUUUGAAGAAAGGAGGCUGAGCUUCAUCAAAGAGGUGCUGCUGGAUGUCAAACAUCACCUCAACCUCACAGAGAACCAAAGUUAUGCCGCUGUGUACCGGGACCUCGAACAAACCAUUUCAUCAGCAAGCCCACAGGAAGAUCUGAGGUGGUUCAGUAGCAGCCACGGUCCUGGCAUGCACAUGAACUGGCCACAGUUUGAGGAAUACAACCCAGAUCUUGCUCACAGCAUCGCUAAGAAAGAAAAGAUAGGGAAAGGAGAUAAGAUCAAGCUGACUCAUGUCACACCAUCUGUGCAGCACUCUCAAGGAGGAGACAGAGGAAGUGUGAGCAGCUACGAGAAGAACCAGGCAUACACGCCCUCCACAGAGUGGUCAGAUGAAGACCAGAUGGCUCCAAACUCAGGCAGCGACACCAACGGAGGGUCGAACCCCUUCGAGGAGGAUGUGGGGAGGGGUGUAAGAGUAAGAGCGCUAUACGACUACGAGGGUCAAGAGCAGGACGAGCUGACCUUUAAAGCAGGAGAAGAGCUGACGAAGCUGGAGGACGAGGAUGAACAGGGCUGGUGUAAAGGUCGCCUGGACAACGGCAAGCUGGGUCUUUACCCAGCCAAUUACGUGGAGGCAAUCUGAGUUUUUUUUUCCUUUUUAGCUCAGCUGCUCCCCUCAUCACAGAUGAAACUGAACCGUCCACUCACACCUGCACAAUGCUAGAGACUUCAGAGGAAAGCUCCUCCUCCUGUCAGGCACUGUGAGCUGCCCUCAUCUUCACCAUGGAGAACCUGUUCAGGAGCACAUCACCUUCAAAUCCUUUAACAGAAAAAGAGGAUUGCUUUGUGUUCAGCUUGAUAUCAACUGUGAGGACAGCAGGUUAUUCUCUCACCAGAUGUUGUCAUGGUGUCGUCAGACGUGCCUCUGCAGCCAGAAUGAGCUAUGCAUUGUGCAUUUUAUGUAAAUACUUGAAUCCCAUUUUACAGCCUGGAUACUUGUACAGUUUUUUUCAUUCAGUAUAAGUGUUUUUAUCUCUGCUACAUGUUAGGCCCCAGAGGAAUAGUUUGGCAUUCCUAGUGCUUUCCACUGGAUUUGAGGCACAUUUAAGGCCUUCAGUUCAAACGCCACGCCAGUGUCAUUCACAGCAGUUAUUCCCAAAGAAACAGAAGAAAGAAGUUCAUUUU
Molecule: messenger RNA, 2183 nt
Organism: Oryzias latipes (Japanese medaka)
Lineage: Eukaryota; Metazoa; Chordata; Actinopteri; Beloniformes; Adrianichthyidae
Gene: pacsin1b
Product: protein kinase C and casein kinase substrate in neurons 1b
Biological process (GO): cytoskeleton organization; positive regulation of dendrite development; neuron projection morphogenesis
Cellular component (GO): plasma membrane; endosome; cytoplasm
Molecular function (GO): phospholipid binding; protein binding
Source: RefSeq, a predicted model, not a curated record